CGGAGAGCGGAGCGGCGGCCCCGCUCCUGGGCUGCAGCGCCUCGGACCUGGGCGUCGACUCGCUCAUGGCCGUCGAGAUUCGGGUGUGGACCUACAAGGCCGCGGGGUAGGACGUGCCCGUCAUGAGGAUCCUGGCGCCGCCGAGCAUAGCGCGCCUGUGCGCUGACGCCGCGGGCGUGGUGGUCGCUGGGAGGAAGGAGGUGAGUAAGGAUGGCUCUAAUGGUUCUCAGGGGGCGGUUGCGGCGGCCGAGAGCAAAAAGCAAGCGGCUGCUGUGGUCUCGCAUGACGACCAGGGCAUUGCUACUGCUGUUGCUGCUGCUGCGAACAGCCCUCAGGUUUCUGCGAGCGGCUCGACCAUUUCCAAGGACGGCGUUGCCUCUGUCAACACAAUCACCUGACGGUGGACUAUCUCUUGCUGCUUAGCACUCUAAGGGCGGCUUUUAUUGGUUUUGUACUUAUCACAG
This is a messenger RNA of Gaeumannomyces tritici R3-111a-1, 464 nucleotides long. RefSeq lists its product as hypothetical. The transcript has a single exon. The coding region runs from base 123 to 398 and encodes 91 amino acids. Lineage: Eukaryota; Fungi; Ascomycota; Sordariomycetes; Magnaporthales; Magnaporthaceae. The record is from RefSeq and is a predicted model, not a curated record.